AGUUGCUGGUUUUGGAUUUAUUAUUAUUAUACAUAUAAUUAAAUACAAAUAUCUAAAUAAUACAGUGAAUGAAUAUUGAAGCAAAAUAAUUGCAAUAUUCUGUUAUAUAAAAGUAAAGUGCAUUAUGUUAAAUAAUAGACAAAGUAUAGGUAAUAGUGUAUCCUGAAAAGCAAUAGGAAGUAGAAAUUUACGAUUCUACGUUACCAUACAGUGAAGUUAUCAAGAAACACACUUGUCCUUGUUUUACAAGACAGAUUCGUGGAUGGGUAGUUACGUGAUAAGAAAAUAAGCUUCAUCACUGCCAAUAAGAAGCUGUAUUACAAAAAGUUUUCCAAAAUGCGUGCCAAUAAAUUUGAUUUAUAUCUUAAAGUAUACUGGUUUCUAGUUCUAUUAAGGAUUAUUCUAGUCUUUAUCCCACAAACAGGAUUCAUACAUCCCGAUGAAUUUUUUCAGUCAGUGGAAGUGUUAGCAGAUGGUGUCAGUUUUUACGAGUUAGUAUGUGUUCCCCGGAAUAGUAAUCUGAAAGUUCUUAGAUGUAGAAUACAACCCACCAUGGGAAUUCAACUCGACAAUGGCCAUUAGAAGCAUGACCAUACCAUAUUUCACUAUCG
Anoplophora glabripennis (Asian longhorned beetle) is the source of this 611-nucleotide messenger RNA. Its product is annotated as GPI mannosyltransferase 4-like. The transcript has 3 exons. Lineage: Eukaryota; Metazoa; Arthropoda; Insecta; Coleoptera; Cerambycidae. The record is from RefSeq and is a predicted model, not a curated record. Bases 337 to 582 code for a protein of 81 amino acids. Gene Ontology annotation, molecular function: glycosyltransferase activity.